UUCUCCUCUUAGCUUUAAGCAAGAACCAAAACGCAAAUCCUCAAACGCGAUAAGCUAUGCUUCUGUGUUUCUGAGCUCUCUCUCUCUCUCUCACACACACACACAGUCUCUCUCUCUCACUCACUAAAACGUAUGUGUGCGUGAGAAAACCUAAGAAUUUCAGUGAUGGUUAAGUGCUUCAGCUUCACAGCUUCGAAGAACCGGUGCCUGAGGUCCACUUUCAGCGGGUCGGGGCUCCGAUCCACCGUGACCGACCUCGGCGACGGCACCGUCAUGCACUGCUGGGUGCCGAAGACCCGGAGGUCGACCCGAGCCGACCUGGUGCUCCUCCACGGGUUCGGAGCCAACUCGAUGUGGCAGUGGGGGGACACGGUCCGGAUCCUGUCCCCGCACUUCAACAUAUACGUGCCGGACCUGGUGUUCUUCGGGGAGUCCUACUCGACCCGACCCGAGCGGUCCGACGCGUUCCAGGCGCAGUGCGUGAAACGCGCGCUGGAGGCGAACUCGGUGGGCGGGAAAGUCCACGUGGCCGGGCUGAGCUACGGCGGGUUCGUGGCGUACAGCCUGGCGGCCCAGUUCAGAGACAGCGUGGAGAAAGUGGUGAUAUGCUGCGCCGGGGUGUGUUUGGAGGAUAAGGACCUGAAGGAGGGGCUGUUUCCGGUGGACAAUGUGGAGGAGGCGGCCGACAUUCUGCUGCCGCAGACGGCGGAGAAGAUGAGGGAGCUGAUGAGAUUCACCUUCGUUAAACCGCCGGCCAAGGUGUUGCCGUCUUGUUUGCUCACCGACUUCAUAGACGAAAUGUUCACAGAAUAUGUAGAGGAGAAGAAAGAGUUGCUUCGUGCAAUUGCUAAUAACAGGAAGCUGUCUGAGCUUCCAAAGAUCACUCAGCCAACUCUGAUUUUAUGGGGAGAUCAGGACAAGAUAUUUCCAAUACAACUUGCUCACAGAUUGAAAAGGUUCCUUUCUGGAUCUGGGCAUCUGGGAGAAAAUGCACAACUAGUGGUGAUCAAGAACUCAGGCCAUGCCUUCAUCUAUGAGAAAUCUAAGGAGUUUCACAAGCACUUGAAAGCCUUCCUCUUGGAGACUACCAACAAUAACAUCACCACUGCCUAGACUACAUUACAUAACAUAUUCACCUCGAUCUGCUCUUGGAUUCAUUUAGGGUGUGUUUGAUUCAUGGAUUUUCACAUUAGCAACGAGAAUCAAAAUCAUAGUUAGUGAUUAGUUGAUAAUUUUUUAAAACACAACUAUGAGAUUUGAUUAUCCAUUCAAUUAAAACCUCGUUCCUUAAAAAUGUAUCAAUCUAUCUUAUUGAUAAUCUAAUUUUUAAAUAUGUAUCAAUU
This is a messenger RNA of Ipomoea triloba (trilobed morning glory), 1343 nucleotides long. RefSeq names its product lipase 1-like. Lineage: Eukaryota; Viridiplantae; Streptophyta; Magnoliopsida; Solanales; Convolvulaceae. The record is from RefSeq and is a predicted model, not a curated record. The transcript is spliced from 4 exons. The coding region runs from base 166 to 1113 and encodes 315 amino acids.